Messenger RNA from Ichthyophthirius multifiliis, 354 nucleotides. Its product is annotated as protein kinase domain protein. NCBI's taxonomy places the organism in Eukaryota, Ciliophora, Oligohymenophorea, Hymenostomatida. The transcript has 2 exons. Gene Ontology annotation, biological process: protein autophosphorylation; peptidyl-serine phosphorylation; autophagy. The record is from RefSeq and is a predicted model, not a curated record. Gene Ontology annotation, cellular component: autophagosome; cytoplasm. Gene Ontology annotation, molecular function: ATP binding; protein serine/threonine kinase activity.
AUGAAAGAAUUAUAUACUUCCGGAAUAAUACAUAGAGAUUUAAAACCUGCGAAUAUAUUAAUAAAUGAUGGAGUUUUUAAAAUUGCAGAUUUCGGAUUUGCAAAAGAUGUAGAUUAUAAAUCAGAUAAAUUGCUUGUUUCUUGUGUCGGGUCACCAAUGUAUAUGGACCCUUUAAUUUUAUCGAGAAAACCUUAUGGAACUAAAUGUGAUAUGUGGUCUUUAGGAAUCAUUUUAUAUGAAUUAUUAUACGGAGAAGUACCUUGGCCGGGGUGUAGAAACGAAUAAUAAUUACUUAUAAAUAUUUUUACAAAACCAAUAGUAUUUAAUACAGUAAAAAAAAAUGAGAAUCAAUGA